AUGCCGUCCUCGCCGUCUGUUCAUUCGAGUCCAUCGAAAUCUCAUAGUCCUUCACAACGCCCAUCACCUCCUCAAGAACUACCGGAGCCCGACAACCCGCACGGCAAUCUGCUGGAAGUGGAUGAUGACCCCGAUUCAGAUUUUCCAGAAGAAGACAGCGCAAGCGAUACAACGUCAAUAAAAACGGACAUUUGUGCUUAUAGAUUCGAGAACGGCAGAAGAUACCACGCAUAUAAGGCUGGUGCCUAUUGGGGACCCAACGAUGAUCGGCAAAACGAGCAACUCGAUAUCGCGCAUCAUAUGUUUUCGCUUUUAUUAAACGGCAGACUUCUCCUUGCGCCAAUCGAUGAAAAUAUACAAACUGUCCUUGACCUUGGGACCGGCACGGGAAUAUGGGCUAUUGAUUUUGCCGACGAAUAUCCUUCCGCUGAGGUUAUCGGAACCGACCUAUCGCCAAUUCAGCCUGCCUUUGUCCCACCAAACCUCCGGUUUGAAAUCGAUGAUGCGAGCGAAGAUUGGACGUUUCCGGAGGACCACUUCGAUUUGAUACAUAUUCGCGCCCUUUAUGGCGCGAUAUCAGACUGGCCAAAACUUUACUCUCAAGCUCUUAAGCAUUUAAAACCUGGCGCAUGGUUCGAUCAGAUCGAGAUGUCAAUAGAAUUCAGAUCAGACGACGGAACCGUUACUGACGAUCAUGUACUUGCAGUAUGGUCGCGGACGUUCAUUGAAGCUGGUGAAAGGAUUGGCAAGACCUUCCGCAUCGCUGAUUUGGCCAAAAAAUAUAUGGAAGAUGCCGGCUUCGAAAAUGUUGUGGAGACGAGGUUCAAACUCCCCGUAGGAGGCUGGGGGAAAGACAAACAGAUCAAGCGACUCGGCCAGUGGAAUCUUCUCCAUUGCGAAGAGGGCAUUGAAGGCUGGGCCAUGGCCUUGCUUACCAGAGUCAUGCAGUGGACUUAUGAGGAGGUCCAAAUAUUUUUAGCUAAAAUGCGGGCCGGGCUUCGCGACCCGAAGACCCAUGCAUACUUCUAUGUGUAA
Molecule: messenger RNA, 1035 nt
Organism: Trichophyton rubrum CBS 118892
Lineage: Eukaryota; Fungi; Ascomycota; Eurotiomycetes; Onygenales; Arthrodermataceae
Exons: 10
Coding region: 1-1035 (344 amino acids)
Molecular function (GO): methyltransferase activity
Source: RefSeq, a predicted model, not a curated record